CUGCUGUGUCACUUUGUCCCUAAAGCUUGAUGACACUCUUUCCCCGUACUAUAGAAUGAGCAGUGCCGUACAAUGUCUUACAACGAUGUGCCUUCGUUGAGUAAGAUAUAGCGCGUACGUUGGGACAGGUGCGGCGUCUCGAGCUGCGGAACUUAAACUCGCGAACUAUACUUGCAAUAUUAGCCGACCCCCACAGUGUGAACAAAUAGAAACCUAAAUGUAGGUAUCUAUUGUAGCCUAUAAUAUAAGCCAAAGGUAUAUAUAUAUACCUAUAUAUCACAGUAACAAGUAAUAAUGCGCAUGUAGAUAAAGCUUAGCAUCAAUAAAAAGUUGAUACAAUAAUUCUUAGAUUCAACCGGACAGCACUUAACAUAAUAUUACCUAUUUGACUGAAUUGUGCCAACAAUACUGCGAAGUCGACAAAAUUCAAAUAAAAUAACGCGCAAUAUACACGUCAGAAAACAAUGUGUGAAAACAAUGUGUUUUCUGUUGUUGCGCAACAAAGUGAACUGCCAGUUGGUGUAUAUGAUUAAUCUGUUUAUUUUUCUCAAAUAUAAGUACCGGAUUUUCGAGUGCUAUGUUUGUAACCAGGAUUUGGGUUUUUCUUUUGAAUCUAAGUUUCAGCAAAGAAACAUUGAUUUCAUCGUACGGUAAAUGGCAGACUUCCAUUUCUUCGAUCGAAUCAAACAUUUUUCUUUCAAUAAAGUACAAUACUUGCAUUUCUUCUACGCCGAUGUCGAUCAAUGUAACUGCCCAGUCCAAGGAUGCGUCAUUGCCACAUAUGUUUAAUGUGACGGUGGUGGAAAUAUUGCAGCCUUUGUUUAUACUUAACCUGGAACGUGUUGAUAAAAGCGAGGGCUGGGCGGAAACAGAAAUCCUAUUUGAAUGGAAUCUUACCUAUGGCGAAGGAAUCGUGUUCAGACAUCAAUAUAUAUGGCUACCGUUUGCAUCAGAGAAUGUCAUGUUUGACAGACAAGGCUCAUUCGACGAGUGUAAGAAAACUGGUGGUAGUUUAGUGGAUAUCGCCGACAAAGAAACUUUUGAUGUCAUUUGCAAUUACGUAAAAAACACUUUGCAUUCUGGUAACAACAUUUAUAUUAACAUGUGGACAGGAAUGACAUUCAACCCAACGACAUAUGAAAUAAUCCAGAGCAAUGGCGAACCUGGCUACAAUGAAUCUUGGCGUCAAGAUCCAAACACAGACAGAUAUUCAUUCGGCGUCAGAAUGUUUGUUACAACUCAAGUAAAUUCUUUAAACGGGUUUCGAAAUCGAAAAUUCACCACACUGGCAUCGCCUCUCUGUUCAUCACCACUAAACGUCGCAUUAAACGUAAUGGACUGAGAGUA
Ciona intestinalis (vase tunicate) is the source of this 1347-nucleotide messenger RNA. NCBI's taxonomy places the organism in Eukaryota, Metazoa, Chordata, Ascidiacea, Phlebobranchia, Cionidae. The record is from RefSeq and is a predicted model, not a curated record.